Pseudoliparis swirei is the source of this 2172-nucleotide messenger RNA. It is a transcript of the gene dclre1c, whose product is annotated as DNA cross-link repair 1C, PSO2 homolog (S. cerevisiae). Bases 87 to 2012 code for a protein of 641 amino acids. Gene Ontology annotation, biological process: double-strand break repair via nonhomologous end joining; interstrand cross-link repair; protection from non-homologous end joining at telomere. The transcript is spliced from 15 exons. Gene Ontology annotation, molecular function: 5'-3' DNA exonuclease activity; damaged DNA binding. The record is from RefSeq and is a predicted model, not a curated record. NCBI's taxonomy places the organism in Eukaryota, Metazoa, Chordata, Actinopteri, Perciformes, Liparidae.
CAACAACACACAGACGAUGUCAAUGAGCUAAAUAUGCUCUUUCUACUGGAAACAAAUUUAAAACGAUAACAGAAAAAGGUUGGAAGAUGAGUUCCUUUGCAGGUCGAAUGAAGGAGUAUCCCACCGUUUCUCUGGACCGGUUCGACCGGGAGAAUCUACAUUCCCGGGCUUAUUUUCUCUCCCAUUGCCAUAAAGAUCACAUGAAAGGACUGAAAGGACCAAAACUGAAGAGGAAACUACAGUUCAGUCGGACGGUCAGGCUUUACUGCUCCUUUGUGACCAAAGAGCUGCUGCUGAGCAACCCCAAGUACUCCUUCUGGGAGGAAUACAUUGUUCCCUUGGAGGUGGAGAGCCCCACUCAGAUUUCUCUGGUUGACGAAACAUCCGGAGAGAAAGAAGAGCUAUUGGUCACGUUGCUCCCCGCGGGUCACUGUCCCGGCUCUGUCAUGUUCCUGUUCGAGGGUUGCCACGGCAACGUGCUGUACACGGGAGACUUCCGGUUUGCAGCCGGAGACGUCGCGAGGAUGGAGCAUCUGCACUCCGGCAGCCGAGUGAAGGACAUUCAGAGUGUUUAUCUGGACUCCACUUUCUACGACCCGCGAUACUACCAGAUUCCCACUCGGGAGGUCUGUCUGAGCGGUAUCUCGGAGCUGGUGGGGAACUGGAUCCGUCAGAGUUCGUAUCACGUCGUGUGGCUCAACUGUAAAGCUGCGUAUGGAUACGAGUACCUGUUCACCAACCUGGGGGAGCAGUUCAACACACAGAUCCAUGUCAGAAGUCUGGAUAUGUUCAAGAAGAUGCCCGAGAUCCUGAACUACGUGACGACUGACCGCAGGACGCAGAUCCACGCCUGCCGACACUCGACGAAUGAGGAUUUCCGCCAAGGCAGCCGGCUGCCGUGCGGCUGCUCCGCCUCCGACGGGACGCCGCUCCACAUCAUCAGCAUCAAACCGUCCACCAUGUGGUUCGGAGAGAGGACGAAGAAAACCAACGUGAUAAUAAAAACAGGAGCCAGUUCCUUCAGAGCCUGCUUCAGCUUCCACUCUUCCUACUCGGAGAUCAAAACCUUCCUGUCCGACCUCCAGCCCGUCAACAUCUACCCGAGCGUCGUCCCGAUUGGUCUCACGCUGACUGAGGUCACGCAGAUGUUGAAGCUGAUGUGCAGGAGCCGGUCGGAUCAAACGACAUCCGUGUACAAACCUCUGGGGGUCCUCAAACGCUGCGUGGUGGAGCGACCUGCAUACGACUGCGGCGGCGAUGACGGGCUGUUUGACGGGCUGGACCUGGCUCCAGUGAGGAAGAAGACGGCGCCGGACUUCACAAAUGUCGGAGCUCCGAGUCCUCGGAAAACUGCGUCCGCGGUGGAGUCCCCUCCUCUGACGGUCACAGACGCUCAGCCCGUGAUCCGCAACUUCAUGGACUGCACCGAGUCGAACGAUGAAGAGGAAGAUGACCAGGAGGAGGAGGAGGAAGGAAAGGAGGAAGGAAAGGAGGAAGGAAGCGGCUCCUCUUGUCUCCCUAAGUGGGAGGACUUCUUCACCACGGAGACGCUGCCUGACAGCCAGAACAGCCUCAACAGCCAAUUACAGUCCUGCUGCUCCGCCGCAAGCCCCGCCUCCUCCAAAAUGACCGGCUCCCAGAGCCCCGAUCUGUUCGGCGACGAAGAGGAGACCCCGAAUAACGAAGAGAACUUCAGCCUGACCCUCUCCGCCUCGCUGUCCAACCAUUCCUCGCAGAACCUGGAUUCCUAUUUGCCCGACACUCUGAUCCUCCAACCGGAGCCGGAGGGGCGGGAGCGAGGCGACUCGGGGACCAAUGGCGCGUCUCGGGCGAUGGAGGUGAUUGGCGGCGGCCAAUCGGAGCUCUCGGGGUCUCAGGAGGCGUCGUCGUCGGACGACUUUGACGUCCCGUGCACGCCGGAGUCAAAGCCGCCGCCGCCGGAUGAGCUGUCGCGGUUGUACAGGAAGUUGGCGUCCGGAGAGGAAGUGGUCAUCGGGAAAGGAAGUCAGUGAGCGACUCUACUUUUUAUUUAUCUUGCAGAGUGAGCUUCUAUACAACCAUUCCUCUAAUUCAGUUAGACCUCUAAACACACACACACACACGCGCCAUUCAUUCCGAUGCACUUAAUACCCUCAUGUGCUCUACAGGACUGUCUCAGAAAAUUAGAAUAUU